CCCGGAAGGGGAGGGAAAUAAAUGUUUCUACAGAGUUCCUGUCUUGUGCUCAGGACAGUAAACAAACGGCUAACGAGAAUUAACAGCCAGAUAAAGUCUGAAUAUUUUAUCAGCUAAGGAGACGUUUUAACUGUCCAACAUGUCUGGACAAAACCUUCUAAAUGUCAAACAGCCGCCGAUUCAGUCUACGGCAGGAGCUGUACCUGUGCGAAAUGACAAAGGCGAGCUUUCUAUGGAAAAGGUGAAGGUGAAGCGAUAUGUGUCAGGAAAGCGUCCGGAUUACGCGCCGAUGGAGUCCUCCGAUGAAGAAGAGGAAGAUUUCCAGUUUGUUAAGAAAGGCAAGGAGGCAGAACCGGAAAUGGAAAUGGAAGAGGAGGAUGUAUCAGACCCUCGCCUUCGCCGUCUCAUGAACCGUGUGUCAGAAGAUGUUGAAGAAAGGCUUGCACGACACAGACAAAUUGCUGAACCAGAGCUGAUUGCAGAGAGCAGUGAGGAUUCAGACGAGGGAACCUGGCACCCGGAGCGAGAGGAGAGCAGCGAAGAGGAGGAAGAAGAGGAGGAAGUGGAUGAUGAGGAAAUCGAGAGGCGGCGAGCGAUGAUGAGGCAGCGGGCACAGGAGAGGAAGAACGAAGAGACGGAGGUCAUGGAGGUGGAGGAAGAAGGGAAGUCUGGAGAAGACUCGGAGUCUGAGUCUGAGUAUGAGGAGUACACAGACAGCGAGGAUGAAACUGAACCACGGUUAAAACCUGUCUUCAUCCGCAAGAAGGACAGGGUGACUGUGGCUGAACGCGAGGCUGAAGAGCAGAGACAGAAGGAGCUGGAAAUCGAGGCCAAGAAGCAGGCGGAGGAGAGACGUCGCUACACCCUGAAGAUCGUAGAGGAGGAAGCCAAGAAGGAGUUUGAGGAGAACAAACGCACUCUGGCUGCUCUGGAUGCCCUGGACACAGACGGAGAAAAUGAGGAAGAGGAGUACGAGGCCUGGAAGGUCAGAGAGCUGAAGCGAAUCAAGAGGGACAGAGAGGCUCGAGAAUUAAUUGAGAAGGAAAAGGCCGAAAUCGAGAGAUUCCACAAUCUCACAGAGGAGGAGCGUAGAGCUGAACUGCGCGUCAACGGGAAAGUCAUCACCAACAAAGCGACCAAGGGCAAAUACAAGUUCCUGCAGAAGUACUACCACAGAGGAGCCUUCUUCAUGAAUGAAGAGCAAGACGUGUUCAAGAGAGAUUUCAGCGCACCAACGCUUGAGGAUCAUUUCAACAAAACAAUUCUACCUAAAGUUAUGCAGGUCAAGAACUUUGGUCGCUCAGGACGCACUAAGUACACACAUCUGGUGGAUCAGGACACCACGUCGUUUGAUUCCCCUUGGGCUCAGGAGAGCGCCCAGAACAGCAAGUUCUUCAAACAGAAGGCAGGGGGUGUGAGAGACGUGUUGGACCGGCCGUCAGUGCAGAAGAGGAAGACAUGAAUUACAUUCUGGAUGUGUAGAAGUUCAGAUGCAGCUGAAAUAAUGACUGUUUUUACACUUUAUUUUCCACCCCCAUCCCCUGCUGUGUUUUUAUGUAACAGUGAAGAAAGUUGCAACAGCAUGGCAACAAAUCUUGGUUUAUUGCAUUUUACUUUUGUACAUCUGAUGGAUUCCUUUACAGAAUUUUGUUCUGCUCAUUUUGACCUUUGUAAAAAUCUUAGAUGUAAUUGUGAAUAAAUUACUAUAACAGGAAGAUUAA
This is a messenger RNA of Pangasianodon hypophthalmus (striped catfish), 1721 nucleotides long. RefSeq names its product microfibril associated protein 1 (gene mfap1). Gene Ontology annotation, cellular component: U2-type spliceosomal complex. Gene Ontology annotation, molecular function: RNA binding. The record is from RefSeq and is a predicted model, not a curated record. The transcript has 8 exons. Lineage: Eukaryota; Metazoa; Chordata; Actinopteri; Siluriformes; Pangasiidae. Gene Ontology annotation, biological process: mRNA splicing, via spliceosome. Bases 140 to 1462 code for a protein of 440 amino acids.